Molecule: messenger RNA, 1015 nt
Organism: Fopius arisanus
Lineage: Eukaryota; Metazoa; Arthropoda; Insecta; Hymenoptera; Braconidae
Product: RRP15-like protein
Exons: 4
Coding region: 139-885 (248 amino acids)
Biological process (GO): maturation of 5.8S rRNA; maturation of LSU-rRNA
Cellular component (GO): preribosome, large subunit precursor
Source: RefSeq, a predicted model, not a curated record
UUUUAUGUACCUGAAGUUUAUUUAGACCACAUUGUGUGUGAAUUUUAAGAACAAACGAUUCAUUCAAUUGUUGUUGAUAAACUGCAGUGAUUUUCAUUCGGAAAUUGACACGUGUCAAUCAAUAUCACGGGAGAAAUAAUGAUAAACGAUCAAUCAUCGACGAGGAUGAGAAAAAACUCACUGGAGGAUGAGGAUUCAGAUAAUCCUGAAAUGGAACAAGAAUCGAAAUUUAUGAGGAACGAAGGAUGGGCGGAUGCCAUGCAGAAUAUUUUAAAAACAAAUAAACCAAAGAAGAAAACGACACUCGUAUUAUCGAGGGCUAAGAAAAUAUCUGAAGUCAAACCUAAAAUUGAACAGAGUCCUUUCGAAAUUGAAAGUAAAGAUGGAGAAAUCAAGGCUGAAAUCGAUGAGAAAGCAGACAAAAAAAAUUUUGCAAUGGAUAAACCAGAAAAACGACGAAAAGAAGAAAAAAUGAAACAUUCAAUACGAAUUCGACCGUCUCCUCUUACUAGACCUAGAGAAAAAAUUCUGCAAAAAAUAGCGACACAAGGUGUUGUCCAACUAUUUAAUGCAGUGAGAGAACAGCAGCGAGAAAUAGAGAAAAAAUUGGUAGAAGUUGGGCCACUCGAAGGAAAGAGAGAAAAAGUUCUCAAAAGUAUCGAUAAACGCGCCUUUCUGGAUGUUCUUAUGGGAGGAACGAAGAGUGUAAUAGUCGAUCAACAAGACACCUCGCAAAGAAAAGAUGAUUCAUCAGAAAACGAUAAUAAAGUCUGGAGUGUUCUUCGGGAUGAUUUUAUAAUGGGAGCGAAGCUGAAGGACUGGGAUAAGAAAACGCCAGAGGAAACAGACGAAUCCUCAGACGCCGAAGAAUUAAACAGUGAUUAGAACACAAAAAAUUGCAUUUGAAAUAAUAUGCAAUUGGAAAUUUUUUAACAAUUGAAAUUUUGAUCCGAAAGUCAUUUAUAAAAUAAAAACGGCAAUUCUCUCAAUGAAUACACAGUAAUUUGAAAAAGAA